AUGAGUUCCGCGACUCUCGUCGCUUCCCAUCAGGCCCUUAAACCGCUAUGCGCUGAUUCGCGCGCGCGGAUACACAGUAACCGCGCCAUUGGCGAAGUUACCGAGGCGUUUCGCGAGCAUCAACCACGACGCCACGUGUCGAUUCACGCCCAGCAAAGAUCGACCCAGGCAAUCCAAGCAGCAGCGCAUUCGUCUCUGCUGCCGGUGCCGCUUUUCGGCGUUCCCGCCGGCGGCCAUAAUUACGUCGCAAAAACACAGUCUGGUUACAGCCACCUUCGUUCUAAUCACAGGCGCUGUCAAGUCCACUCUCGUCACUUCCCCGUAUCCGCCGCGCUUUGGCCCUGGCAGCAGGAGCAGGAGAAGCAGCAGCAACAGGGCGACAAGGUGCAGCGCAUUAGGAGCGCAUUGGUCGGGGGCGCAGGGUCGGCGGCAGCGGAGGAGACGGAGAGAAGCGGGCUGCGGGCAGGGGAACCCCCCGUUACAGCAACGGCCCUUACAGUCACAGUUUCCUCCUCCAUCGCCUCCAUCCCUGCUGCUGACUGGGAUGCCUGUGCGCUGGACGCGGCGGGCGGCGCGGAGAAGCACAACCCGUUUGUGUCACACGCGUUCCUGCAGUGUCUGGAGGAGAGCAGAAGCGCGUGCCGCGAGGAGGGGUGGUUACCACAGCACCUCGUGGCAAGAGACGAUGAGGAGAGGGUAGUCGGAGUGCUGCCCCUCUAUUUAAAGGGGCACUCCUAUGGAGAGUAUGUGUUCGAUCACUCCUGGGCGAAUGCGUUCAUGCGGGCGGGAGGCUCGUACUACCCGAAGCUGCAGUCCUGCGUGCCCUUCACCCCCGCCACCGGACCUCGCCUGCUGGUUCGGGACGGACCUGACCGCGAGGCUGUGCUGUCGGGGCUGUGCCAGGCCAUGAAGCAAGUGGCGGACGAGUACGGGGUGUCAUCGGUGCAUGUGACGUUCCCAUGCAAGGACGACUGGCAGGUCAUGGCGCGCCAUGGCUUUCUGCAGCGCAUGGGCAUGCAGUACCACUGGAGCAACCGCGGCUAUGGCAGCUUCAACGAUUUCCUCAUGGAUCUGAAGCAGUCCAAGCGCAAGACCAUUCGGCAGGAGCGGAAGAAGGUAGCAGCGCAAGGCUUGAAGUUGCUGCGGCUGAGGGGAGAUGACAUCAAGGCACACCACUGGAACAGCUUCUUCCAAUUCUACUGCAACACCACCAACCGAAAGUGGGGCCAAACCUACCUCACGCGAAAGUUCUUUCACCUGCUGGGGGAGCGACUGGGAGAGAAGGUGCUGCUGGUGGUGGCGGAGGAUGAGACAGGGCGCAUGGUGGGGGGCGCGCUGAACCUGGUGGGGGGCGAGGCCGUGUUUGGGCGCAACUGGGGGGCGCUGCCUGGCAUGCACUACCCGUUCCUACACUUUGAAGCGUGCUACUACCAGGCAAUAGAGGCGGCCAUAGAAGCAGGUCUGGCGCGGGUAGAAGCAGGAGCACAGGGCGAGCACAAGCUGCCACGGGGCUAUCUGCCCACCGCCACCUACAGCGCCCACCACAUCCCCGACCCCGCGUUCCGCUCCGCGAUUGCAGGGUUCCUCGAACGGGAGACGGUACAGGUGGAAUACGCUCUUUCGGUUAAGGACCAAGAGGCAAACCCUUUCAAGAAGCCACCAACCACAGGCGCCUCAUAA
This is a messenger RNA of Closterium sp. Naga37s-1, 1680 nucleotides long. The record is from the annotation of a GenBank genome assembly. Lineage: Eukaryota; Viridiplantae; Streptophyta; Zygnematophyceae; Desmidiales; Closteriaceae.